Molecule: messenger RNA, 2529 nt
Organism: Hyaloperonospora brassicae
Lineage: Eukaryota; Oomycota; Peronosporomycetes; Peronosporales; Peronosporaceae
Source: the annotation of a GenBank genome assembly
AUGUUUACUGGAGGACAGCACCAGUCCGUGCGCCGUUACAUGUCUGCAGGCUCGAUCCCUAUCGCCCAGACACCGCGUCUCUCGGCGCUCUCCCCGCUGUAUCCACUGCCGUCGUCUCCGACCGCAGUGGUCUCUUCGGCCGUCGUGGACGACGCUAUUGGGGACCUCUUUACUCGCUAUUUGCCCCUCUUUUUCGACUUGUUGGAAAAGUUCCAGUACCAAAAGGCGCUCGAGAUUCUGGAGGAAGAGCAGGAGACACAAUGGAAGGAGUGGGAGGCUUUUCAAGUGAUGCUGAAGCUAGGAGCGUCGUGUGAGAGCACGUAUCAUCUCAUGAAGUACUUGGAAGCAAAGUUGGUAGAGACAGACACGAUCGAACACAUGUAUGACAAGUUGGUGGUGCUGAUGAACCAUCUAGCCGACGAAUUGAAGCCAGUUGCGAUGAGACAGGGUCGCCGCUGUUCCAUGAAUCCAUUGACACCAAGUCGUGGUGCUGGAAACAUGGAUGGCUUUGCGGAUCAAAGUCGUCAAGGAGAAGGGGGUGACGCAAUAGAGCAAGAAACGGACAGCGCGCGUAUGAUGGAGAUCAACGUGUGUGGCAAUCUCAGCUACUACAUUGAAUUGCUGGAGCAAGGAGCCGAGUUUUUCUCGCUUCGUGCCCCUGUAAUACAGAUAUAUCGUGGCUUGGCACUUUCUAGUGUGCCUCGCGACUAUCACGGUAUACUGAAACAAAUCGACGCCCUACUACUCUCUGUUGACUCGUUUAGUCACCCGCUACUUGAGACGAUGAAACAGUCGACCAUCGAGGAACUGAGCACCGUGAAAGGAGCUCUUCAAUGUGAGCUUCGGGUGGCAGAGUACGACUUUACUCGUUCGAUUGUGGCGCUGCAUCGGCUGAAGGCUCAACUGCGGUCCUGGAGUGAUCACAUCGAUGUCGUUUCUGACUACCCGCUAUUUGAAGGUAGUGGCGUGGACUUUGGUGCAGGUGGUGACGAAGAGGGUCUGCUUUAUGAUGAAUCUGACGAGAACUAUGGUAUCACGUCGGAUUCACUGCACUCGAGUUCGAGCUUCCAGUCGUGUCCGCCGCUCCCGCGAUGUCACGUGCGAAACUCAAGUUUUGGCGGCGACUUGCGGAAUGUCGGGAUCUCUUCUUCGCUAGUAGAGUCACUCGCAUCGUAUUGUGGCGGGCGUUUUACCAACCUGGGUGAUACCUUCAAUGAAGUCGAGGAUGAAACGGUCGUGCCCGAAGUGGACCAGUCAGGCGCAUCCCUUGAUGACGAUUCGAGUCCGGUCUCUUCCGAUGUGCAUAGCACGUUCAGGCGUUUGUUGUCGCACAGCAGCCUGUUACGACGGAGUAGUGUUGGACUGACAUCCGCUUUGCCUAUCCGGCGUGGGCUUGUUCAGAAGCCAGGCGACCCGUACGUUAGCUCGGGUGACACGAACUCUUCGAUGCCAACUAACGCACUGGAACAAGCCAUUCUGGCUGCCGGAGGAAAUGGCAGUGGAGGUGCUGCAGGCACAUCUCUUGGACCUAGUCAGGGCUUUCUAAACGGUGGAGGCGUUGUUGGCGGUAGUACGAACCCUGUUGCGGCUGAGAUGAUGGCAUCCUCGAUCAAAAACCAGGAACGGGAAGAUGGUUUUGCUUUGCCCGUGUUUCAAUGGGCCAAGCGGUUCUAUCGUUCGCUUGUGGCAAAGUUCACGCUGUUUUUUCACCGCUGGCUGGAGCCGUUCGAGAAGAAGACAGACUACUUGGCCCUAGAACUUUCUCGCUACAUCAAAACGCCGCUUGGAAUUUCCUAUCUACAGCUGAUGGACGUGCUAUUGUCUCGAAGCUCACACAAAGGGGACGGAAGCAAACUUUACAUCAUGCUUAUUCUUGAGACACAAGCUCUCGAAAACAAGGGUGCCCACUACUACGACAACGGCUACCGUUGCCCGAGCUCAAGCAAUGCAAUCUACACUUGCACCGAUGAAGAAGAGGAAGCUGAACAGCAAGAUGCGAAGCACAGGACCAUUGCAUCAUCCAGCUCCGCCGAUACUUCUGGAAUCAGCAAUCGUAUAAUCGCCCCUUCCGUAGACGGACGCGCAGUGCGUACAAACGGAUGUCGACCGUCUAUAGACCAGCACACAUCCAAUGCCUUGUUUCUACGGGUUGAUCGUGAAGACCAUGAAGAACAGAACGACUUCUCCGAGCUUCGGGGUCUCCGAAGUUGGCCGGCAGUGUUUUGCUAUCCUGGAGGCUCGUCUCCUCCGCUCAACCACUGGCCGAACAUCGUCAGCCUCAUCAUGGACAACCGCUCUUCGCUUGAUUCUGUCCGCCCAGUCUUCAUGCAUUUUGAGCGGCGGCAAAAGACGACGUACCAUAUUGCGAGAGUGGACGUCGCUAUGUACCUAGUUGUACUUGCAGAAGGGCUGAAGAAGUCAAAUGAGAAAGUUACACAGGACUUUGUGCAAAUAGUGGCGGAAAACCUGCAGCACUCCGGAGCCUUUGCGCCUCGCCUCUUUGCAUCUGGCGCGCCUACCUCGGCAUAG